Molecule: messenger RNA, 445 nt
Organism: Monodelphis domestica (gray short-tailed opossum)
Lineage: Eukaryota; Metazoa; Chordata; Mammalia; Didelphimorphia; Didelphidae
Source: RefSeq, a predicted model, not a curated record
CCCAAAUCCGAGGAAUAUGGCGAAAGUGGAGCAGGUUCAGAGCCUAGAGCCGCAGCAUGAGCUCAAAUUCAAAGGUCCCUUCACAGAUGUUGUCACCACCAACCUAAAGCUUGGCAACCCUUCUGACCAAAAUGUGUGUUUCAAAGUGAAGACUACUGCACCCCACCGGUACUGUGUAAGACCCAAUAGUGGAAUUAUUAAUGUGGGAACAUCAAUCAAUGUGUCUGUGAUGCUACAGUCUUUCGAUUAUGAUCCUAAUGAGAAAAGUAAACACAAGUUUAUGGUUCAAUCUAUGUUUGCUCCAACGGUCACCUCAGAUAUGGAAGCACUAUGGAAGGAGGCAAAGCCAGACGAUCUUAUGGAUUCUAUGAACCUUCCUUCUUACUGUCAUAAUAGUGAUAUAUUUUUAAGCAUAUUAACUACUUUAGGUAUCUUGAGUACCUAA